AUGGAAAGAGGGAAUACAACAUCAACAACAGAUUUCAUUCUUCUCGGCCUUUUCCCUGGAAUGAAACAUAUAGAUUUCAUUAUCUCCAUCAUCUUCCUAAUUUAUAUCUUUGCUAUCACUGGAAAUGUCAUCCUCAUAUUUUUGAUUUGGGCAGAUUCCCGUCUCCACACUCCGAUGUAUAUCCUGCUCAGUCAACUUUCUGUCAUUGAUGUGGCCUUUAUCUCCAGUGUUGUUCCAAAGAUGGUUAUUGACUUUUUCUCAGGGAAGAAAGACAUCUCACAUCUUGGAUGUGGAAGUCAGAUGUUUUUCUCCCUAAUGCUAGGAGGUGCUGAGUGUAUCCUUAUCACACUUAUGGCUUACGAUCGCUAUGUGGCUGUCUGUAAUCCAUUACGCUAUGUGGUCAUCAUGAAUCAUAACAUCUGUGUGCAGAUGGUUGUUGGAUCCUGGAUUGGAGGCGCAUUAAAUUCACUAGUCCAAACAAUCUAUACAAUGCAUUUCCAAUUCUGUAACUCUAGAGAGAUAAAUUAUUUUUUCUGUGAAGUCAUGGCAGUUCUAAAGCUCUCUUGUGAGGACACUUCGACCUAUGAGAUGGGGAUAUUAAUGGCAGGCAUUGUGUUUGUCCUUAUCCCAUUAGGACUCAUUCUGACCUCUUACAUACUUAUCUUCCUUUCUGUCUUGCAUAUGAACUCCCCUGAGGGGAGGAAUAAAGCCUUAGCAACCUGUUCAUCCCACUUGACUGUGGUGAGUCUCUACUUUGGACCAGGAAUCUUCAUCUACAUGAUGCCUCGUUCCUCUCAAAUUCUCAAGUUAAACCAGAUCCUUUCCAUUUUAUGUACCAUCCUUACUCCUAUGCUCAAUCCUCUCAUCUAUAGCCUGAGGAACAAAGACAUGGUAGGAGCUCUAAGGAAGGUCCUGGAAAGGUUCCUGUGCUCUAAAUAG
This is a messenger RNA of Gracilinanus agilis (Agile Gracile Mouse Opossum), 939 nucleotides long. Its product is annotated as olfactory receptor 2L8-like. Gene Ontology annotation, molecular function: olfactory receptor activity; G protein-coupled receptor activity. Gene Ontology annotation, cellular component: membrane. NCBI's taxonomy places the organism in Eukaryota, Metazoa, Chordata, Mammalia, Didelphimorphia, Didelphidae. Gene Ontology annotation, biological process: G protein-coupled receptor signaling pathway. The coding region runs from base 1 to 939 and encodes 312 amino acids. The transcript has a single exon. The record is from RefSeq and is a predicted model, not a curated record.